AUGGCCGAUUUUGUAAAGUUGUCGAUUUUCGGAACUGUUUUUGAAGUUACUACAAGAUAUGUGGAUCUUCAACCAGUUGGCAUGGGUGCAUUUGGUUUGGUUUGUUCGGCAAAAGACCAACUGACUGGAGCCAGUGUUGCCAUUAAGAAAAUAAUGAAGCCUUUUAGUACGCCUGUUCUUUCAAAAAGGACUUAUCGUGAAUUAAAGUUACUCAAGCAUCUAAAACAUGAAAAUAAACCAAGUAACAUUUUAAUUAAUGAAAAUUGUGACUUGAAGAUCUGUGACUUUGGUCUGGCUCGCAUUCAAGAUCCACAAAUGACUGGUUAUGUCUCAACCAGAUACUAUCGAGCUCCUGAAAUCAUGUUAACAUGGCAAAAAUAUGAUGUAGCAGAAAUGUUAGAGGGAAAACCUUUAUUUCCCGGGAAAGAUCAUGUAAAUCAAUUUUCAAUUAUUACCGAAUUACUUGGUACACCACCAGAGGAUGUAAUCAAAACAAUCUGCAGUGAAAACACUUUAAGAUUUGUACUUUCAUUACCACAGAGAGAAAAAGUUCCAUUCUCUGAAAAGUUUACGAAUGCCGAUCCUGAUGCAUUGGAUUUACUUGAAAAAAUGCUUGUGUUUGAUCCAAUAAAACGUAUUAAUGCCGAACAAGCUCUAUCUCAUAAAUACUUGGAACAGUAUCAUGAUGAAUCAGAUGAACCAAUUGCUGACGAAGUAUUUGAUUGGUCAUUUAAUGAUGCGGACCUUCCCAUUGAUGAUUGGAAAGUUAGAAUUCUAAGUUAUAAAGAGAAUACAGAAGUCCAACAAAUUUAUAAUAAAGAUUUGUUCCCCUAA
Entrophospora sp. SA101 is the source of this 834-nucleotide messenger RNA. Lineage: Eukaryota; Fungi; Glomeromycota; Glomeromycetes; Entrophosporales; Entrophosporaceae. The record is from the annotation of a GenBank genome assembly.